Cyphellophora attinorum is the source of this 642-nucleotide messenger RNA. RefSeq lists its product as uncharacterized. The record is from RefSeq and is a predicted model, not a curated record. Bases 1 to 642 code for a protein of 213 amino acids. NCBI's taxonomy places the organism in Eukaryota, Fungi, Ascomycota, Eurotiomycetes, Chaetothyriales, Cyphellophoraceae. The transcript has a single exon.
AUGUCCUCGCCCAUGGAAGACAACGUGCCACGGAGCCCUCUGUGCCAACAAGCUUUCGCUCUCGCCACAGAGACGUUUGCCUCCCGAGGUCAAGCGUUGCUCAAUCACUCUUUGAGAGUCUUCCUGUUUGCAAAAUGGCUGGCGGAGAAGGAAUCAAGCCCAUUGGUCCACGAUCCCCAUCAACUGGAUCUGCUGUUUGUGACGUGCAUCUGCCACGACUUUGGGGCCACGAAUGCGUACGAUGGCCACGAAAGAUUUGAGGUGUGCGGCGCUGACGCAGCUGUGCGAUUUCUGCAGUCGCAGCAGACGAGUGACGUGGAUUGCCACAAGGCCUGGACUGGAAUUGCGCUGCAUACCUCACCGGGCAUUGCGGAGCGUAUUGACCCUUUCACUCGGCUUGUCAGGCUCGGAGUCUUGAUCGACUUUAGGCAGAAGACCCGAGAUGAGUUUGACGCCAACGACUACUACGAGAAAGUGAUAAGUGAGAUUCCACGUCUGGAGAUUGAGAAGCAACUCGGCGACGCAGUUGUUGCUCAGGCACUGAAGCAAAGGGACAAAGCACCACCAGCAUCAUGGGCAGGAGUCUUGCUGCGCUCGCAUCUGGAAGAUCCUACUUGGUCAGGUGUGAACAAAGCAUUCUGA